AUGCAAUUUAGAGGCUUUCCUUUGACUAUUGAUGAUUUAAGAACAAUUUCAUUCAAGUUUGCUGAGCAAUUAGCAAUUAAACACAUAUUUAACAUAGGAUCUGAGAAGGCGGGCUAUGAUUGGGUGCAUAUGUUUUUAAAAAGGAAUUCCGAUAUUUCAUUAAGGAAAUCAGAAGGGGUGUCAUAUGCUAGAAGUCAAGGGAUGAAUAAAGCAGAAGUUAAUGCCUAUUUUGAAAUGCUUGAGAGGAUUCUCAGUGAUAAUGACCUUAUUAAUAAACCUGGCCAUAUUUACAAUAUGGACGAGUCUGGGUUGUAA
Molecule: messenger RNA, 315 nt
Organism: Pieris macdunnoughi
Lineage: Eukaryota; Metazoa; Arthropoda; Insecta; Lepidoptera; Pieridae
Source: the annotation of a GenBank genome assembly